Messenger RNA from Aspergillus tanneri, 420 nucleotides. RefSeq names its product PaaI family thioesterase. The transcript has a single exon. The coding region runs from base 1 to 420 and encodes 139 amino acids. NCBI's taxonomy places the organism in Eukaryota, Fungi, Ascomycota, Eurotiomycetes, Eurotiales, Aspergillaceae. The record is from RefSeq and is a predicted model, not a curated record.
AUGAAUUCGCAUACGGAGCUCAUGAGCGCUCUAGGACGAAUUGGCCGCAUCCUACCUUCGCAGAAGCCAGAGGCUAUCGCGGUACCUAGCCCUUUAGGUCAGAUAACGGAAACUACCGUGCGAUUAACCCCUGAUCAGCGCGUCUGCUUUUAUCCUGGAAAGCUCCAUGGGGGUGUUUCCGCUUUGCUGCUCGACCACAUGUUUGCAAACUGCUGCAAUCCUGCAGUAACAGCCCAGCUUAGUGUGAAAUAUUACCGGUCAAUUCCACCGGAAGUUCCCAUCACAAUUCGCGUUUGGCAGGCCAAAACCGACGGGCGGAAAAAAUACAUGAAGGGGUGCAUAUGUAUGCGAGAUGAGAGUACUGGCUCGAUGAUUAAUGCGGUUGAAGCAGAUGCCUUAUUUAUACAGCCUAAAUCAUAA